AGAGUUCAUGCAAUAUUUAAUAAUACUUUUUAAGUGUAAACUUUUUUUUUUUUUUUUUUAUCAGUACAAUAAAUUUUUUUUCCCCUCUAUUUUGAUGUUUUAAAUUAUGACUUUUCAAUUUUAGGUGUGAGUAGCUUAGCUAAACUUACUUUUAAUUGUAAACUAUUUAUCACUGCCUCGAAAUGGAAGUUCACGAGUCUAUAAUCCUAACAUCUUUCAAAUAAAACUAAUUAUUUUUAUCAGGCCAAACAAUUAAAAAUUUUAGUUCAUAAACAUGUUUGGCAACACAAAAAAGUAAACAAUCAUUUUACUAAAAAUGGAAUUCAAUAUGUUAGAAAUGUUGAAGUGUGAAGACACGUGGAUAGAGGUUCAAUCAGUGGUGACCCCCGUGUGUAUAGGAAAGGGAGGGAAUUAUGAUAGACGAGAGCACCCUACUGGACGUCAAUCAGGUGCUUUUCUUUCUUUCUCUUUCUCUCUCUAUCGCUCUGUGUGUGUCUGUCUGAAGAAUCUAGCAAGAAUUUGAAAUAAAAUUGAAAGUGGGAUACAGAUUUUGCUUUUGCAUGGGAAGAGAGAGAGAGAAAGAGUAAAGAAAAGCUAAAGUUGGAGGCAAACCAGGGCCCUCACGUCAAUCCUUUAACAUCACAUUAGUCUAAUAAUCCAUGCACGACUACUACUAAUAUCUAACAUGUAUGCUGCUACAUAUUCUUUCCGUCCCAGGCCCGCAUGCUUCCUUUGUCUAUGUAUAAAUAUAUAUAUAUAUAUAUAUGUGUGUGUGUGUGUGUGUGUGUACCUUUCACGCUUACUUCUCUCUUUAAUCUGCAAGUAACCAAAUCAAACAGGGAAAGAAAAAAGAUUGAAUGAUGGAAAACAAAAGAGUGAAGCCACAGCCUAAGAAGAACUUGUGGAAACCAGAGGAGGAUUUGAUUCUCAAGAACUAUGUGGAAACUCAUGGUGAAGGCAACUGGGCAACUGUAUCCAAGCAAUCAGGUCUAAUGAGGGGUGGGAAAAGCUGUAGAUUAAGAUGGAAAAAUUACCUGAGACCGAACAUAAAACGUGGAGGGAUGUCCCAAGAGGAAGAGGACCUUAUUAUCCGAAUGCAUAAGCUUCUUGGGAACCGAUGGUCACUAAUUGCUGGGCGGCUUCCAGGUCGAACGGACAAUGAAGUGAAAAACUACUGGAAUACCCAUUUGAACAAGAGCUGCCCUCGGGCCAAAAGAAGACCCAUCGAAUCAAACCAACACCAAAACAACACUAUCACUACUGAAGAUGAAGAAGACACCAGUACCAUCAAGAAGAAGAACAACAACAAAAUCCGCCGACUAUGUAAUCCUUCUCCUUCCAUUAACAGAGAAACCCAGGAAGAUCCCAGUAAGAGAAAAGAAGAACAAGAAGAAGAAGUUGAGGGAGGAACAAGAAGAGAAGAAGAAAGCUUCAGUUUUGUUACAAACAAUCCAUGGAUUCCGGAUGACAAAGAAAUUAGCUUUAACUACAACAUAGAAUCUCCAAUAAUAAUGCCUGCAAACAAUGCCACAUUUGUCUUGGAUGAUGAGCCUUUCAUAGCCUACAUGGAUUCCUUCCUUUUGUUUGAAGCAUUUGGAUGGAGUGGUAGUGGAGAAGAUUGCUAUGCAGAAUCGACGUUGGGAAUGGAGUCAAUCAUACCAUGAUAAAAACCCUCUUUACCCCACAAAAGUUUUCACCAUAUGGAGAUGGAAGGCCCCUAUCAUCCUUGCUUUUUUGUCGUUUUUCUCUGCGGCUAAAACAUUGAAGAGGAAACACCUCGUGCUAUUUUCCCUUUUUUUUUUUUUUUUCCGCACUAUGAUAAUUAUCUUUUUAUUGCGAGCAGGUAAUUGGCCACAAAAAGUACUUAUUAUUAUUUUAUUGAUUGCCUUGGCCUUUUUUGAAAGCAGCAACUGUGCAACUGCAUACCUCGCUGCAAAAUCAAAAUCAAACAGUAACCCAGUUCCAUCACAAUGAGCGUUAAAGGAAAACGUUCCCAAAAUACGACAAAGCACUUACUAGAAGUUUGUGAUUUGUCGUGAAUAGAUCUCAUAACACGUGAACCCCAACUAAAGGAUCACCUCAAUAUUGCCCUGCAGAACGGCUGCAAAAUCAGGCAAGAAGUAAUGUAGGCUGAUACUCUUUGUGGCUCGAAGCGAGAAAUGUGUUACAAUUAGCACAUGAAAUUUAAUCAGCAGCAAAACGUUGAUUGGACAUAACCAACCUUGCAUUAUUACCAACGCGACAAACUCACCCUUCUCAUUCUUUAGAAAACUACAACAAAACAGGAAAGGGGAGACGAAGAGGGUCCCAGCGAAGAGCGCCUGGAAGACAAGUCAUCUCACCAACAACCUGAAUCAUCACCCAAAUUUGGGGCCUACCGUAAAAAUGCCAAUAGCACAAAAAUAGACUCAUCGUGCUACGUGAUGGUGAUGCAUGUGACUGUACAUAUCAUAAGGAGGAAAAAAAAAAAAAUGAUUUGAUUCACAUUAUUGAUUGGCAAGUAACAGUACUACAAAAUAGUAAAAUUGUGUCUCCAUAGAGAGGUUAGAAAAUUAAAUGCGAGAUAAUUCCUGGAAUAGGUGCCCCAUAUUUACAAUA
Molecule: messenger RNA, 2598 nt
Organism: Ziziphus jujuba (common jujube)
Lineage: Eukaryota; Viridiplantae; Streptophyta; Magnoliopsida; Rosales; Rhamnaceae
Product: transcription factor MYB82
Exons: 3
Coding region: 858-1664 (268 amino acids)
Source: RefSeq, a predicted model, not a curated record